GCACGUCUUAGCGCGCCGACUCGCACCGAUCUAGUCGACUACGAUGGCGGCGCUGAUGAGGCAUGGCGGUCUCAUGAAGCGGCCCCCAAGCGGGGCUUUCGCGCCCCUGCAUCCGCUCCCGUUUGCUACAAAGGCCGAGAAGAAGAAGGGUAUCGACAAGAAGCAGCCCCCAAAAAUCAACGCUUCGCAACAGUCUCUCGCGGCGAAAGGAUUCUUGAGGCCUUACGAUCCCUACACACCACCAAAUGAUGUCAACACGAAGCUUGACACGAUUUUCGAGAAAGUUCUGGGGGCCACAGAGGGUGACACCAACAUACUAAACCUAGCGCAAAAAUUCGACUUGUGCAUGGCCUGUGCCAAGGAAUUCGAUAGAGCUAUUCCAAACUCUGUUUUGCAUUCAAUUCAAACUUUAAACGAUGUUAGAAACUUUUACCAAACUCCAGUUGACAAUGUUACCCCCUUGGAUAAAAUGCGGAACAUGGACUUGCCGGAAAAUUUGCAUGUACAAUACGAAUAUCACCGAUUCCACCCAGAAACUGACAAACUCUUCAAGGGACAAACGGCUUAUAACCGAGAAUCAACUCUAGUUACAGGCUUAAAAUAUAAAGAUAAAUACAAAGGGUUCAUAGAACGGCAAGAGUGGCCCUUUACUUCAUAAAUGUAGUCUUGGUUAAUUGAAUAAAAUAUUAGAAAAAAAAAUAUUCUACACCCCGAAGCAUAUGCAACCAGUAAUUCACAAAUUGACAUUUCUCAGCGUCCAGUGGCGUAACAACCACAAGGUUCUAAAUAUUUUAUUUUGUAAAUAAUUAACGAAAUGAUACAAAUUUUAUAUAACAAACAAAAUAAAUAUAUUUGCGAAGCACA
Molecule: messenger RNA, 864 nt
Organism: Tribolium madens (black flour beetle)
Lineage: Eukaryota; Metazoa; Arthropoda; Insecta; Coleoptera; Tenebrionidae
Gene: mRpL50
Product: 39S ribosomal protein L50, mitochondrial
Exons: 3
Coding region: 44-658 (204 amino acids)
Cellular component (GO): mitochondrial large ribosomal subunit; mitochondrion
Source: RefSeq, a predicted model, not a curated record